AUGCUCGGAUAUUCAACGGAAAGUGCUUCAACAUCACGUCAUCAAUAUUCACAUGAAACCGUAAGACAAGAUUCCAUGUUACAGAAUGCUUAUAAUAUCGAAAAUAUUGAUGAAUAUGAUCGUCCGGAAAUAAGCCGUAAUAGUUUAAGCUAUGAUAAUGAUAAUGAAUAUCGUGACAGACAAUAUUUUGAUCCAGUCGAGCAACUAGAUGAUUACUUUCAUCCCAGCACAUCUGGUGAGCAAUAUCAAGGUGAUGAAUAUCAUAAUGGUGACGAGUUAAGAGAACGUUGGGAUGAUGAUCAAAAUAUAGAUUGGACCGAGGAGCAGGAGGAACCAUUAUCAUACAACAGUCGUCCGCAACUAAUGCAUCCAACAAUGUUUCCAAUGAGAAGGCAUUAUCACGAUGAUGAUGAUGAUGUCGAUAAUGUUGAUGAUGUUGAUGAUGAUGAUGAUUAUAAUGAUGAUGAUGAUGAUGAUGAGAUGUGGCAUAAUUAUCCAACAGUAAUGCAAAACAAAUCACCUGUAGCACCUAUAUGUCAAUAUGAUAUGCCACCAUCAGAAUCGGAACAUGAAUCAACCAGUCGUUUCGAAACGGAUCAGUACAUGAAGGAAUCAGAUGGUCAAACAUCAUUAGGUUUUAGUGGACAACAACAAUCCAUUCAACUACUACCAAAUGGUUCUAUUGAUCCAUUCUAUAAUACGACAAAAUAUGAUCUUAACAAGCAGUAUUUCUCCAUCGAGAAACGAAAAAUGGAAAGUGAUCUCGAUAAGGCGCAAUGUUCAUUUGAACGCCCGGAUAACGAUAAAAUGGAGUCAAAAACAUUAAAAGUACAAUUCACAGUGGAGAAUAAUAAACAAACGGAUGAUACUGAAAUGACUGAUGUGAACGGGUUGAUAUCAUCAAAAAAAAACUACAAAAAUUUAUGGCAUCAAGCUUAUGAAGGUACAUGUCGAAUGCUAGGAAUUAAGCCAACUUUACUUGAAACAGAUAAUGCGGAAAAUUCAUCAAGUGCCUUUUAUCGAAGUAUUGAUGCGAUGCCUGAUAUGAAUAUAUCACGUACCAAAAAGACUAUACCUCUUGUUAGUGAAUUGACAAUGGCAACGAAACGAGCUCAAGCUGGUCUAGCAAAUGCUGCUAAAACAACAUUUGGUGAUGAAGAAUUGAAAAUGCACGUUUACAAGAAAACAUUACAAGCAUUAAUUUAUCCGAUCAGCUGUACGACACCUCAUAAUUUUCAGUUGACAAAUUUUCAAACUCCAACAUGGUGUCAUGAAUGUGAAGGUUUACUAUGGGGCAUAGCUCGACAAGGUUUAAAAUGUGCAGAAUGUGGCGUUAAAGUGCACGAUAAAUGUCGCGAUCUAAUAAGUGCCGAUUGUUUGCAAAGAGCAGCAGAAAAAAGCUCAAAACAUGGUGAAGGUAAUCGAACACAGAAUCUGAUGGCAGUAAUCCGUGAAAGGAUGAAAAUACAAGAAAGGGAUAAGCCUGAAAUCUUUGAUACCGUUAGGAUCAUAUUCAAUGUUGAUUUGAAUAUACAACAAGAAUCACUGAAACAAGUGAAAACAAGUAUUCUAGAAGGAAGCUCAAAAUGGAGCGCCAAAAUUGCUCUUACUGUAAUAUGUGCUCAAGGUCUAAUAGCUAAGGAUAAAACGGGUAAAAGUGAUCCAUACGUUACCGCUCAAGUGGGUAAAAUGAAGAAACGGACACGUACAAUACAUCAGGAAUUAAAUCCAAUAUGGAAUGAAAAAUUUUUUUUCGAAUGUCAUAAUUCAACGGAUCGAAUUAAAAUUCGUGUCUGGGAUGAGGACAAUGAUCUAAAGAGUAAGUUGAGGCAAAAGUUGACAAGAGAAUCUGAUGAUUUCCUGGGUCAAGCGAUCAUUGAAGUGAGAACAUUAAGUGGUGAAAUGGAUGUUUGGUAUAAUUUAGAAAAACGAACGGAUAAAUCAGCAGUUAGUGGUGCUAUACGAUUACAUAUUAAUGUUGAAAUUAAAGGUGAAGAAAAGCUGGCACCGUAUCAUAUCCAAUAUACAUGCUUGCAUGAGCACUUAUUCCAACAUCAUUGCACGGAACAGGAUGAAGUACGAUUACCGAAAACGAAAGAUGAUUCCUGGAAGGUAUAUUUUGAUGAUACGGGUCAGGAGAUCUGUGAUGAAUUUGCUAUGCGUUAUGGUAUCGAAAGUAUUUAUCAGGCAAUGACACAUUUUGCAUGUCUCUGUACACGGUAUAUGUGUUCCGGUGUACCAGCUGUUUUAUCAACACUCUUAGCUAAUAUUAAUGCAUAUUAUGCUCAUACAACUGCAACAUCAGCUGUUUCCGCAUCUGAUCGUUUUAAUGCUUCCAAUUUUGGUCGCGAUCGUUUCGUAAAACUACUGGAUCAAUUGCAUAAUUCUCUACGUAUUGAUUUAUCCAUGUACCGGAAGUAUUUUCCAUCAUCAUCAUCUGCAAAAUUAGCAGACCUGAAAUCAACAGUAGAUUUAUUAACAUCGAUAACAUUCUUUCGUAUGAAAGUAUUGGAAUUGGCUAGUCCACCACGUGCUUCUAAUGUUGUAAGUGAAUGCGCUAAAGCUUGCAUGCAGGCAACAUAUCAAUUAAUGUUCGAAAGUUGCUGUGAAGAUGGCGGUCCAUCAGCAGAUAGUGUAAAUUUUUGGUUUGAUUUUCUUGAUUAUAUGAUGCGAGUGAUUGAAGAUGAUAAAAAUAUUUAUACGCCCGUAUUAAAUCAGUUCCCACAGGAAUUAAAUGUGGGAAAUUUAUCAGCAGCAACAUUAUGGCAAUUGUACAAAACUGAUUUGCAAAUGGCUCUAGAAGAACAUGCGCAAACGAAGAAAUGCUCCACACCAGAAUAUAUGAAUUUAUAUUUUAAAGUGAAAGGCUUUUACUUCAAAUAUAUAGCCGAUUUAGCGCAAUAUAAAGCUUCAAUUCCGGAAUUUCCUGCUUGGUUCAUACCAUUUGUAAUGGAUUGGUUAAAUGAGAAUGAUGAACAUUCAAUGGAUAUACUGAGGAAUGCGUACAAUCGUGAUAAGAGUGAUAAUUUCCCACAAACAUCAGAACAUACGAAAUUUUCUAAUUCUGUUAUUGAUGUAUUUACACAGCUUAAUGAAGCACUUAAAUUGUUGAAACAGAUGGAUUGCCCAAAUCCGGAAGUGUAUGCGGAUAUGAUGAAACGAUUUUCCAAAACACUAAACAAAGUUUUGUUAGCAUAUGCGGAUAUGGUACAGAAAGAUUUUAGCAAAUUUGUUAACGAUGAAAAACUUGCAUGCAUACUGAUGAAUAACGUUCAACAACUUCGGGUACAAUUAGAGAAAAUCUACGAGAAUAUGGGUGGACCAAAUCUUGAUCCAACUGCAAAUGCGGUAUUGAGUAAUUUACAGAAGAAGCUCAAUGCUGUCUUGAAUAAAUUAUCGGGACAAUUCGUGGAAAGUUUGGUGCCAAAUAUUCAUGUACAAAUGAAUAAAUUAGGCGUUAUUUUGAGUAAAAUCAAAGGACCACAACUGCCAAAAAGUCAAUUGAUUGGGGAAGUAGAUUCAGUACUUGAACCACUGAUGGAAUUGCUGGAGGAUAAACUACAAGAUUAUGCAUCACAAUGUGAAAAGACGGUGCUCAAGUAUCUACUGAAAGAAUUAUGGCGAGCAACAAUAACAAGUAUGGAGAAGUUGGUCGUAUUACCACCGUUUGAUAAUAAAGCAAUUUUGAAGCAGCUACCAAAUGCGGAAGUCUUCUGUGAUAUGACAAAAUUAAUGUCAACGCAUUUGAAAGAAGUGAAGAAUAUAAGUUCCGUGAAAGAAAUGAUGGAUAUUGCUCGAGAAUAUGAGCGUUCUUUAACCCCAAAACAAUGUACAGUAUUGGAUGCAGCACUAGAUGCGGUAAAAGAAUGUUUUCAUGCAGGUGGUCAAGGUUUGAAGAAAUCGUUUUUCGAGAAAUCUCCCGAAUUGCAGUCAUUGAAAUAUGCUUUAUCAUUGUAUACUCAAACUACCGAACAACUCAUCAAAACAUUUAUUACCAGUCAGAAGCAGCAAGAUCUUCCUUCACAAGAGCAGCCGGUUGGAGAAGUAAGCAUUCAAGUGGAUCUUUUCACGCAUCCAGGAAGCGGUGAUCAAAAAGUUACCGUUAAAAUAUUGGCAGCAAAUGAUUUACGAUGGCAAACAGUAAGUACCUUCAAACCAUUUGUUGAAGUACAUCUGGUUGGGCCACAUUUGGCUGAUAAGAAACGCAAAAUGGCAACAAAAUCAAAAAAGUGGCAAUUGGGCACCAAAAUUCAAUGAAACAUUUCACUUCUUUCUUGGUAAUGAAGGUGAACCAGAACAUUGUGAGCUUAUGUUCCAAGUGAAGGAUUACUGUUUCGCACGUGAAGAUCGUAUUGUUGGCGUUGGCGUGCUGCAAUUAGCCAAUAUGGUAGAGCAAGGAUCAUGCGCUUGUUGGGUACAGCUUGGCCGACGAUUUCAUAUCGAUGAAACAGGUCUCAUUUUACUCAGGAUAUUGAGUCAACGUCAAACCGAUGAAAUAGCUCGAGAAUUUGUACGUUUAAAAUCAGAAUGUCGUUAUGAGACUGAAUCAACUAUUGCGGCAUCAAUGAGCAAUCAACAAUUAGCAGCAACUCGAGUUGGUUAAGUACAAUAUGGAAUGGGAAGCAUUUUACUUUUUUGAUUACAGAUCCAAUCU
This is a messenger RNA of Loa loa (African eye worm), 4654 nucleotides long. RefSeq names its product phorbol ester/diacylglycerol-binding protein unc-13. NCBI's taxonomy places the organism in Eukaryota, Metazoa, Nematoda, Chromadorea, Rhabditida, Onchocercidae. Gene Ontology annotation, molecular function: diacylglycerol binding; syntaxin-1 binding; calcium ion binding. Gene Ontology annotation, cellular component: terminal bouton; neuromuscular junction; plasma membrane. The record is from RefSeq and is a predicted model, not a curated record. Gene Ontology annotation, biological process: synaptic vesicle priming; presynaptic dense core vesicle exocytosis; dense core granule priming. The transcript has 32 exons. Bases 1 to 4257 code for a protein of 1418 amino acids.